Messenger RNA from Paramormyrops kingsleyae, 945 nucleotides. Its product is annotated as glutathione peroxidase 1-like. The record is from RefSeq and is a predicted model, not a curated record. Gene Ontology annotation, biological process: glutathione metabolic process; response to selenium ion; hydrogen peroxide catabolic process. Gene Ontology annotation, molecular function: glutathione peroxidase activity. Gene Ontology annotation, cellular component: cytosol; mitochondrion. NCBI's taxonomy places the organism in Eukaryota, Metazoa, Chordata, Actinopteri, Osteoglossiformes, Mormyridae.
UGAAUCACGUUGGGGCCAGCCUCCUGCACCGCCCACUCCCGCCCCAGCCGGAGGAAUAAAGAGCACCAGAGCACCUGCUUGGUUGAGUUUUUCGGCGGCGCGAUGGCAGCAGCAAAGAGCAUCUAUGGCUUCUCUGCGAAGCUGGUUACGGGGGAGUCGUUUGACUUCUCCUGCCUGAAAGGCAAAGUUGUGCUGAUCGAGAACGUGGCGUCUCUCUGAGGCACAACCACCAGGGAUUACACCCAGAUGAACGAGCUCCAGGAGCGCUACGCCGCCCAGGGGCUUGUAGUUCUGGGGGUGCCCUGCAACCAGUUCGGACACCAGGAGAACUUUAAGAACGAGGAGAUCCUCAAGUCCUUGAAGUACAUCCGACCAGGAAAUGGUUUCGAGCCGAAUUUCAAGCUUCUGGAGAAGGUGGACGUCAACGGGAAGGAUGCACACCCCUUGUUUGUCUUUCUCAAGGAAAAGCUGCCUUUCCCCAGCGAUGAUAGCACGUCUCUCAUGAACGACCCCAAGUCCAUCAUCUGGAGUCCCGUCUGCCGAAGUGACGUUGCCUGGAACUUUGAGAAGUUCCUCAUCGACCCAGAUGGAGAGCCCUUCAAGCGGUAUGGUAGGAACUUCCUGACCAUCAACAUCGAGGGAGACAUCAAAAAGCUCCUCAACCCGAGCAAAUAAGUCCAAUGGAAGUCUCCUAAGAAGCAGUGGUAGUACUGUGGUGUAUUACCAGAUGUUUGGCUCAAGACCCAUAUCUACGUCAGGCUCCCUAUGCUGUCCUGUGCACAGUGCAGCUGUGUGUUAUGCCUUUUACUCUAUGAAGACACUUCUUGAAAUCUUACUAAGAGAGAUGUUUGAUAAAUGUAAAAGUCUUAACCCAACUGUUGUAUUUUUGCUCAUGAGAAGCAUAGAUAAGUUUAGUGUUAUGGGACCAAUAAAUCAUACAAUAUA